UGCACACCAAGCAACGGUCACUCUAGGCCAGCCGGCAUUUAUUAUUUUUACGGAAAAACAGAAUAAUGGCAGAUAAAAAGGUGGGCGACGGCAAGGAGAAGCGGCGCAAGGAGUCGAUUCUGGACCUCUCCAAGUACCUGGAAAAGCAGAUCCGCGUGAAAUUCGCGGGCGGCCGCGAGGCAUCCGGAAUCCUCAAGGGCUACGAUGCGCUGCUCAAUCUGGUGCUGGACAACACGGUGGAGUAUCUGCGGGACUCCGACGAGCCCUACAAGCUGACCGAAACGAACCGCAGUCUGGGAUUAGUUGUGUGUCGCGGCACAGCGCUGGUCCUCAUUUGUCCACAGGACGGAGUCGAGAGCAUCGCCAAUCCGUUUAUAACGCAAUAAUCGGAG
This is a messenger RNA of Drosophila takahashii, 392 nucleotides long. It is a transcript of the gene LSm7, whose product is annotated as U6 snRNA-associated Sm-like protein LSm7. NCBI's taxonomy places the organism in Eukaryota, Metazoa, Arthropoda, Insecta, Diptera, Drosophilidae. Gene Ontology annotation, cellular component: spliceosomal tri-snRNP complex; U2-type prespliceosome; catalytic step 2 spliceosome. Gene Ontology annotation, molecular function: RNA binding. Gene Ontology annotation, biological process: mRNA splicing, via spliceosome; nuclear-transcribed mRNA catabolic process. The record is from RefSeq and is a predicted model, not a curated record.